Molecule: messenger RNA, 1551 nt
Organism: Penicillium salamii
Lineage: Eukaryota; Fungi; Ascomycota; Eurotiomycetes; Eurotiales; Aspergillaceae
Source: the annotation of a GenBank genome assembly
AUGGAGACUUGGCGGACAACCAUUGUGGAACGGGGUUACAAUGGGACGCCACCGAGGUGUGCGGAAGCUUUUGCCGAUGGCCUUCGGUCCCUUGUUGUGCAACCGGUGUGGCUCCACGCCUUGGAUGAAACGGCUCGGAUUGAAGGAGGUGGACCGAGUCCUGUGCGCCGCCAAAGGGAAUCCUCGUCUAUAAGAGAGACGACAAUCCCCUUCGAGGGCCCAAUUAGACAGAAACCUAUCAAUCCCCCUUCUCCCUUCCCCUUGCACCUGCUUUGUUCAAAACUACAUCUGCAGGACCCUUCUGGAUACACCUUUCUCAACAUGUCAAGCACCAAUUUUCGCCUGGAAUCGUUUCGUCCAUGGAAUCCUUUCCAAGACAAAGCUCAGCCAUUGCGCGAUCCUCCCGGUCCUUCUCGCUACCCUAGUCCGAUCUCAAUCUCUACCACCCCGCCAAGCUCCAAUCAUAGCGACCAUGGCCCAAAGAGCCAAGAGAUUCAUUCCCACAAACCUGAGCGACACCCCCUUCCUGCCCGCCCGCCGACGGAGGUCUGCUUAGAUGGGUUGCAUUCGGAGACUCAAACCACUCGACGAGAGUCGGAGGGCCUGGGUCAGACACUUUCCGCUGUUAGUGACCCAGAGCCUCUCAACUUCGAGAAUAUUUCUCAACCACAAAACAUAGUUGGUGCCGAUGAAGUCGUUUCUACAAAUUUUGCCGAUGGAUUGCACUGGGAAACAGAGCAUCAUUUCCUCGACUUCGGAUUGGAUGACUCGCAUCCUGUCGAUUUUGCGGGCCAGCGUUCUCAAAUUGUUGAUCUUGGAAUCCCUACUCAAAAUGGAGAGCUUCCAAAUUUUGAAACUAUCGAUCCUGCAAUCCUGAAUGACCAUGCAUCUGCGGUUGCCGAACAGGCUCAGAGAACUUUGAGUAUCGCCGGCAUCGCAACGCAUCCGGAAGAAUUUCCCGCGGAGUCCAUUCGCUCUCAGAACAAAGUCUCGUCCCUCCAACACAGACGGAAUUCAAAGGGGAUGGUGGAUACUGGGUGCCAAACCUCAAAAAUAAAAAAAGGGUCGGGUUCGAGACAAAGGCAUACAAGAAAUGGUUCUGCUCGACCUAAGAAAGGUUCCGGUCAUCGUCAGAGCAUAUCUUUCCCUACAGUUCGUGCCCAGUUUUCGGCCCUUUCAGUCGAAGACCGACUACAGUUCCUGUCCUGGCUUUUCGAGGGUGCGUUAACUCGUUGCUCUUCCGCGCCCUCCAGCGCUGCUGGUGCUUCUCCAUCAAGCCAAUGUGACGAAAUAACCGACGACUGUGAUCACACGAGCUUGAACACUCAGGUGGUUGACGCGGAGCAUACCUCUUUGAGGAAGGGACUACCGUGGUCUGUGGAGGAAGAUCACCUUUUGAUAAAGCUAAGAGACAAGCAAAACCUCGCUUGGCCGGAGGUGGUCAAGCAAUUUUCACGAGAAUUCCCCGGGCGGACCGAGGGGUCAAUGAAAGUUCACUGGAGCACAGCGCUGAAGAAAAGGCGAUCUUACCCCAUUGUUCUUAUUCCUUGA